AGUCGUGCAGGUGUUUUAUUUAUUGGUUGUUAUUUUACUCAGUGCUAUAACUUACUUUUGUUUAGUAACGCCAAGAUAACUUAGAGCAACUGCCAAUAUGCUGAAAGCUGGAUUUGUGGUCCUACUUGUUCUUCUUGUGCAUCUGUUUGACGAUUCAUCGGCACAAAAAGAUAAUCCAAAAGAUAUCUGCAGUUUACCAAUAGAUGUUGGUCCAUGCAAAGCCCAUCAGCCUAGAUGGGCAUAUGAUUCUGCUGUAGGAACCUGUGUCCAAUUCAUUUACGGAGGAUGUAAAGGAAAUGCUAACAACUUUCCCACUCAAGAAGCUUGCUUGGCUAGGUGUUCAGGAGUGUGACUAUUUUGAAAAGUGAAACCGUCUCCACUUGAAGAUCAUCAAGAUAUAUUAUGCUAGAAUUUAUUGUGCUGUUAAUUUUUUCGAAUUAAUUGUAUUUUGUUAUCAUAUUGUUAUUAUAUUAUGUUCGUUAUCAUAUUCUAUGUUAUGUUUUUGUUUCAAUUCCAUUUAAUGAAAUAAAAAAGCUUUUCUACAAAUUCUACUCCACCAA
This is a messenger RNA of Leptinotarsa decemlineata (Colorado potato beetle), 560 nucleotides long. RefSeq names its product trypsin inhibitor. The record is from RefSeq and is a predicted model, not a curated record. Gene Ontology annotation, molecular function: receptor antagonist activity; serine-type endopeptidase inhibitor activity; transforming growth factor beta binding. Gene Ontology annotation, biological process: transforming growth factor beta receptor signaling pathway. Lineage: Eukaryota; Metazoa; Arthropoda; Insecta; Coleoptera; Chrysomelidae.